GACUGACAAUGUGCAUGAUUUCCAAAACUGGAUGCCACCCACCCAAAUCAGAGACCCUACUGCACAUGCAUUUCUGAUCUUCUCCAAGCAGUGAAAGGAAGAUACCACUACUGAAUAGCCUUACCGAAGGAUCCCUCAACAUUUUCCACCGUCGUUGUGCUAUACGGUGACCCUGAGAACUGUCCCUCCAAUAUUUAGAACAUGGAAUCCAAAGUGUCAGAAGGGGGUUUAAAUGUGACUUUGACAAUUCGUCUUCUAAUGCACGGAAAGGAAGUUGGAAGCAUAAUUGGAAAGAAAGGAGAAACUGUAAAGAAAAUGAGGGAAGAGAGUGGAGCUCGAAUUAACAUUUCAGAAGGGAAUUGUCCAGAAAGGAUUGUUACAAUAACUGGACCAACAGAUGCUAUAUUCAAGGCCUUUGCUAUGAUUGCUUAUAAAUUUGAAGAGGAUAUCAUAAAUUCAAUGAGUAACAGUACCGCAACCAGCAAACCCCCUGUCACUUUAAGGCUUGUGGUACCGGCAAGCCAGUGUGGCUCCUUGAUUGGAAAAGGAGGCUCCAAGAUCAAGGAGAUCAGAGAGUCUACAGGUGCUCAAGUGCAGGUAGCGGGAGAUAUGCUGCCCAACUCCACAGAGAGGGCAGUAACCAUUUCGGGCACCCCUGAUGCCAUUAUCCAGUGCGUCAAGCAGAUUUGUGUGGUGAUGCUGGAGUCCCCACCAAAAGGUGCCACAAUCCCUUACCGUCCAAAACCCGCCUCCGCCCCUGUCAUUUUUGCAGGUGGUCAGGUAAGAGCGGACCAGCUGGGUGCCUCCACUGCCAACCUCAGCCUAUUGCUGCAGCACCAGCCUCUGCCCGCCUACUCCAUCCAAGGACAGUACGCAAUCCCUCACCCUGAUCAGUUGACCAAGCUCCACCAGUUGGCCAUGCAGCAAACCCCCUUUACUCCCCUCGGACAGACCACCCCUGCUUUCCCUGGAGAAAAGCUGCCCUUACAUUCCUCUGAAGAAGCUCAAAACUUGAUGGGACAGUCCACAGGUAUGGAUGCCAGUCCCCAGGCAAGUACUCAUGAACUCACCAUACCAAAUGAUCUAAUAGGUUGCAUCAUCGGACGCCAAGGGACCAAAAUCAAUGAAAUUCGACAGAUGUCUGGAGCACAAAUCAAAAUUGCCAGUGCCAUGGAGGGGUCAGCAGAGCGCCAGAUCACCAUCACUGGGAGUCCAGCUAACAUCAGCCUCGCUCAGUACCUCAUAAACGCCAGGUUCCUGCAGCUGCAUUACGCCCUUGAUUCAGAAUUUGAAUUGGUUCAGCUCCACCCAGAGAUGAUUUCGAAACUCUACUAAAUGGCUCUCUGGCCAAACAUAAAUGCUAAUAUGCCAUUUAGGCUAACGUCUGAGGUUACUGGGAUGGGCACUCUGUAAUUUCCUCAUAUUCUGACCCUUCUGGUUACUGCCAACAAAUGUCCUCAAGAAUUUUGACUCUCACUGCAGACCAGGACUUGCCAAAGCUGCUCAUGGGACAUUUUGAGUGAAUGCAUGUAUUUCCAGCAGAUAACUCAGUAGAUACAUAGAAACCCAGCCAUCAUAUUCAACAGUUCACUUCAUCAUAUACAAGCCAAUAUAUAAACCUAUCUAUCUAUCUAUCUAUCUAUCUAUCUAUCUAUCUAUCUAUCUAUCUAUCUAUCUAUCUAUCUA
This is a messenger RNA of Rana temporaria (common frog), 1686 nucleotides long. RefSeq names its product poly(rC) binding protein 3 (gene PCBP3). The coding region runs from base 202 to 1335 and encodes 377 amino acids. The record is from RefSeq and is a predicted model, not a curated record. Gene Ontology annotation, cellular component: nucleus; cytoplasm. The transcript has 16 exons. Gene Ontology annotation, molecular function: mRNA binding. Gene Ontology annotation, biological process: regulation of gene expression; regulation of RNA metabolic process. Lineage: Eukaryota; Metazoa; Chordata; Amphibia; Anura; Ranidae.